AUGACGUCCCCCGAGGUUCAUCACCUCUUUCACCGUCCGAUUGCAGAUCACUCAUUUUCUGCCGACAAAGAUAUCCUCGCUGUCGCCAAGGAGAAUGUCGUAGAUCUCUACCAGAGAUCAGGUUCCAAGUUUGCUUUGACCGACGAAUUGAAGGGCCAUGACAAGACAGUAACCGGCGUGGACAUUGCUCCACGCAGUGGAAGGAUCGUUACCUGCUCUCAGGACCGAAAUGCGUAUGUUUGGGAGCGCACCUCGUCCGGCUGGAGGCCCACGCUUGUACUGCUGCGUAUCAACAGGGCAGCCACUUUUGUUCGAUGGUCGCCGUCCGAACAGAAGUUUGCUGUUGGGUCCGGCGCACGUGUUAUCGCUGUGUGCUACUUCGAAGAGGAAAAUGACUGGUGGAUUUCGAAGCAUUUGAAGAAACCUAUUCGUAGUACAAUUACUACGUUGGCAUGGCAUCCCAAUUCCGUUCUCUUGGCUGCCGGAUCGACCGAUUCUCAUGCUAGAGUGCUGUCGAGCUACAUUAAAGGCGUCGACGAGCGACCGCAACCAACAGCAUGGGGAGAACGCUUGCCAUUUAACACCGUCUGUGGAGAGUUUUUGAAUGAUUCUGCUGGUUGGGUUCAUGGUUGCGCGUUCUCACCUAGCGGGGAUUCCCUGGCGUUUACAUGCCACGAUAGUAGCGUCACUAUUGUCUAUCCAAGUGCUCCAGAUCAGCCUCCGCGAGCGAUGUUAAACGUUAGCACCCGGUUGCUGCCAUUCAUGUCUUUGAUCUGGAAUGGAGAAAAUGAGAUUAUAGCGGCGGGCCAUGACUGCGAAGUGUAUCGGCUUAGUGGUGACGAGCGAGGUUGGAAAUUAACGGGGUCUGUGGGGACGAAGUCCACCCAGGGUACUGGCGCUGCCCGCGAAGAAUCUGCGCUGAAUAAGUUCCGGCAGAUGGAUUUGAAGGGCAGUACUAAAGACGACUCGAGACUUGAGACAUUGCAUCAGAAUACCAUAAACACUAUACGUGUUUAUGAAGAGGCAGGAGAGACUGUGAGAAAGUUUAGCACCAGCGGUGUUGACGGACGAGUUGUAAUCUGGCAGCUUUAG
Molecule: messenger RNA, 1092 nt
Organism: Coccidioides posadasii C735 delta SOWgp
Lineage: Eukaryota; Fungi; Ascomycota; Eurotiomycetes; Onygenales; Onygenaceae
Biological process (GO): Arp2/3 complex-mediated actin nucleation
Cellular component (GO): Arp2/3 protein complex; actin cytoskeleton
Molecular function (GO): actin filament binding
Source: RefSeq, a predicted model, not a curated record